GCAGUGAGCGCCACACGAUGAAGCCAUGAGGUGGGGUUUUAUCGACACUGAUAACUAUUACGAUAUCUAAAAGGACAAUUUCUUGAUUUAUCUUCCUGAAAGCACAAUGGCACGAGGAGAGGGCGCCGAGCAGUACGCGGCCAGUUUACUGCCAGUCAAACCCAUAAAGACGGAGAUCAAGACGGUAAAGCCGAAGGACCAGAGAACUCGUCUGACUGUGUGGAAUAAACUGUGCUAUGCCGUCGGCGGGGCUCCCUACCAGAUCACAGGCAGCGCGCUGGGCUUCUUCCUCCAGAUCUACCUGCUGGAUGUGGCUCAGCUGGAUCCCUUCCAUGCGUCCAUCAUCCUCUUUGUGGGCCGGGCCUGGGACGCCGUCACAGACCCCACGGUGGGUUUCCUGGUCAGCCGGAGUAGAUGGACCGGCGUCGGCCGCAUGAUGCCCUGGAUCCUUUGCUCCACACCGUUUGCCGUGCUGACCUACUUCCUGAUCUGGUACGUGCCUCCGUUUGAGCAAGGGAAGGUGCUCUGGUACCUGGUCUUCUACUGCCUCUUCCAGUCCAUGCAGACGUGCUUUCACGUGCCGUAUUCGGCCCUCACUAUGUUCAUCAGCAACGACCAGAAGGAGAGGGACUCUGCCACCGCUUAUCGUAUGAUGGUGGAGGUGCUGGGCACCGUGCUGGGCACAGCAAUCCAGGGACAGAUCGUAGGUGGAGCCUCGAACUGUCCCACUGAGCCUGACGACUUGGACGGCGGAAACUCAACCAAUGCCUCCGUAGUUUCCCUGGAGGAGACGAAACGAGCUUAUAUGCUUUCUUCAGGGAUCAUCUGCAUCAUCUAUGUCCUCUGUGCAACGGUCUUGUUUUUGGGUGUGAAGGAGAAAAAAGAAAACGGGAGUAAGAAAACCCUGCUUACCUUCCGUCAGGGCCUGUGGCUGGUGAUGAGCUACGGGCCGUACGUUAAACUCGUCAUCGGCUUCCUCUUCACCUCUCUGGCCUUCAUGCUGCUGGAGGGAAAUUUUGCCCUUUUCAUCACCUACGCUCUCGGCCAUAGAAAACACUUCCAGAAUAUUCUCCUGGUCAUCAUGCUUUCUGGGACUCUAACCAUCCCGUGGUGGCAGUGGUUUCUGACCCGGUUUGGGAAGAAGAAAGCGGUUUACUUCGGCAUUACGUGGGCAGUACCCUUCAUGAUCCUAAUCAUCUGCAUCAAGAGCAACCUGGUCAUUUCAUACUUGGUCUCAGUGGCGGCGGGUGUGAGCGUGGCGGCAGCUUUCCUUCUGCCUUGGUCAAUGCUUCCCGAUGUAGUGGACGACUUCAAGGUUAAAAACCCAGACAUCCACGGCUGCGAAGCCCUCUUCUACUCCUUCUACGUGUUCUUCAUCAAGUUUGCCUCUGGAAUUUCCCUGGGUGUCUCUACACUCAGUUUGAAAUUUGCCGGCUAUGUGACUGGAAGCUGCUCCCAGCCAGAGGCGGUCAGUUUAACCCUGAAGGUGCUGGUCUCUCCUGUGCCUGUCGUCCUUAUAGCUGUGGGACUGUUGAUAUUGAGGACAUACCCUAUCGAUGAAGAAAGGAGGCAGGGCAACCGAAAAAUACUGCAGGAAAUGCUGGACUCUGAGUCUGAAACUGCAGCACUUGGGAGCGACGUGUAGCCGCGGAGGAUGAGCCGACCACUACAGCCACUUUAACAGGUUUGCACAGGCUGUCCAGGGACAUGGCCGCCAACCAUCUGGACUAACACGGAAGAGACCACACAGACGGCUGCUGCACAAGCGUAACCAGCUCCCACCAGCGGAUCGCACAGGUCCACGUCGCCCUCUAGUGGCCGACCAGUGGCAUCUUCUGUGUGGGACUGUUUUCUGUGGCCUUUAUCUCCAGCUGUGUCCCAAUCAAUAACUCACCUCCGAAAACUAAAAAGCACACACAAUUCGCAAAUCAUUCCAGUGUAUUAUUUUGUCAGGUAGUGUCGAGUCACAGUCCAGGAUUAGUGACUGUUCGUCUUCACUUCCAAAUAUAUACUUUUUCCUUCUGGAGGUUUUCCUUCACUAAAAUGUGAUAAGUUUCACAUUAACAGUGAAGUUUAUGACUUAGCACUUAUCAUGUAAUGCUUGUAUGAAACAUGUUUUGUUCACAAAUCAUAUACAUCACCUAUGAGCUCAUGGCAGCUGUAGUCAUUUUAUCUGAGUGGACUUUUACUAAACGAAGAUAAAAAAGUUGUUUUUCCAAAGAUUUGUGACUUUUAUUGUUUACUGAGCUGUUCCUGUUGCUGCGAUGUUAUUUACCUCGGCGGGUUUGAGCAGCUCCACCAUUUCUUCUGUGCAUUGCAUUGUGGGUAUGUUUACGCCCCAAUGUGAAUGCACUUCGUAUUGAAGUUGGUUGUAUUUGGGACACAGCUUGUGAUGUGUGGUGUUUUUUAUUAAGUAUUUAUUUGUUGGUUUACUAAACCUUCACUCGACCGGAGUGUGAUACUUUGGUGUUUAAAAUGUCUGAGGUCACUUGUGUUCAGACAGGGCUCUGAAGGAAACAUACAGCAUCCGCCCUUAUUUAUGAAGGGCAUACCAGCACUGUUCCACUGAUUGGAGUUGUAUGGCGCCAUCUAACAACAAAAAGUGUACUUGAAUCUUCUGACGGGGAAAAGGCACCUCGUGGUAUAAUGUACUGUGUCUGAAUCACUGCCUUAUACACAUCUUGAUUACGUUCUGCUGAACUUGUUUUUCAGAUUAUUUUCCUUUUCAGCAACUUGAGCCAAUCUUUCAGGUUUAGACUUUUCUGAAUGUGCUUUCACUGCAAAGUCAACUCCAGUAAGAUGUCCUUUCAUCUAGCAUCUCCUCACAUCCCAAAGGGAAGGAAAUGCUUUAUUUAACUAUUUAUUUAAACAAACUAUCUUGAGGGAUUGUCAUUUUGCGUGUAUAAAAGCACAUGUGUCUAAUGUAUUAACAGUGAAUGGUUGUUGAUGGGUAUGUGAGUGAUUUUCAAUUCAUUUUUUCAAAGACAAGACAAAAAGCACAAAUUGCUAUAAUGUGAGAAACAAGCUUCCUCUGCUGGUGUUGUGACUUAAAAUAAGCUGCAUCAACCCAAUUUAUUUAUAUUCUAAAGUUAACAGAGGACAUUUGCCACAUUAGAUGGCUUGAUUUAACCUCACAUACUUAUUGGUUAAGUUAUUAAAGAUUUCAGAGACAUUUCUUUAAAAUGGGAUAUAAUCCUGCAUAGUUUUCCUUUUAAUAUUGCUCUGUAAAGAACAUUACAUCUCCCUGGGGUGUUUAUAUGCUGUUAUAUGUAUAAUAUGUAAAUAUCUUUUUCCAAGUUGCAUCAGCAAAGAGAUUCAUUCAUGUGCUGUACAUUUGUAAUUUUAAGUCUGUGAAUAAAGUUUGCCAAAACAAA
Molecule: messenger RNA, 3374 nt
Organism: Pseudoliparis swirei
Lineage: Eukaryota; Metazoa; Chordata; Actinopteri; Perciformes; Liparidae
Product: sodium-dependent lysophosphatidylcholine symporter 1-B-like
Exons: 14
Coding region: 107-1645 (512 amino acids)
Biological process (GO): carbohydrate transport
Cellular component (GO): membrane
Molecular function (GO): lysophospholipid:sodium symporter activity
Source: RefSeq, a predicted model, not a curated record